AACGCUGCAGUGCCAAUUUGGUUUCAAACUGAGUUUUCUGUAUAUACUUCCACCAAUAGAUUUAUAAAAAGGUCUGAUAUAUGGCAAAAUAAGAAUAAAUGUCCAACGCAACUUCCUAGCAACCAUGCCUAUCAACAUAUCCUAACAGAUCCACCAUCAUAAAGACAAUAUGCCAAAAUGCAGUAAAGCAAAGAACCCGUGCAAAAUAUGCUUGGGUCAGGUGACAACGAAGAACGGUUUACAAUGCCAGGGUGCUUGUAAAACUUGGAUGCAUUUCAACUGUCUGAAUUUCACUUCUGGGCAAGUGAAGGACAUAAAAGCUGGCAUCAUCAAAGUGACAUGCCCCUGCCCAGAUUGCAAUAGCUUAACGCUAAGAGAAUACCGCACACAUGAGACCUUAACUUGCAAAAACACUGCGUGCCCAGCAAAUCAGAUGCCAAUAUGUGGAAACAAAACGUGCCCGGUUAAAAAAUUCUCAAGCACAACAGAACAAAUGGAGGUCGGUAAUGGAUGCGAUUGGAAUAUAUGUGGGCAGAGCUGUAAAGAGCCUCAAAUACCAGAUGGUGAGUGUUGUUCCUCUUCAGACAUGGCGGGUGAUGAAGGACGAGAAACAGGCCCAUUGGUAUCUAUAAGCACACUUGAGCAAAUGUGCAACACUGUUGGCCAGUUGACAAAUCAACUAAACACUCUGAUGUCGAAAAUGAAACAAACGGUCGAAGAGAAGAAUGGUAGUUUGGGUAGAAAACACUGUCAAGGUAAAAAGUCAAAGUGUCCUAAGCCAUGCUGUUGCCCUGGUAAUCCGCGAUUGAUGCCACUUGAAGAAAAUAAUUACGUUUAUACAGUGAUACAGGAUAGGAGAGUUAAAAUGGACAAAAGUAUAAAGCAUCAACUGCUAAUUGUAGCUUGUAUAAACAUUGGUCAGGUCAUCGUAGGAUACAGUGUGGGAUGGUCGGCUCCUAUCAUACCCAAACUUCAGGAUCCAGAUCGAACGCCCCUUCCUGAGCUGAUCACAGAUUUUCAAGCAUCAUGGAUAGGGUCCCUGCUUUACAUAGGGGCUAUGGUAGGUCCGUAUGUCACAGGGUUUCUCUCGAAUCUGAUUGGCCGGAAGCCCUGUCUUAUCAUUGGCGGGAUUCUCAACAUAGUUGCAUACAUCCUGGUCGUCACAACUAAGAAUCUCGCAAUGAUUUACGCGAUCAGAAUAGUCAGCGGUCUCGGGAUGGGAAUAACCAUCGUCGGAAACAUUGUCUACGUUGGAGAGAUUGCGUCCACCCACAUCCGAGGUAUCCUCUUAACAUCCACAUCUAUAAUCGGUAUAACUGGUACACUUUUAGUGUAUUCGGUGGUACCUUUCGUGGCAUACACCACUACGGGAUACAUAGCUCUAGUCAUCAGCUUUGCUCAUGUUGUCACGCUGAUGUUUAUACCUGAGUCACCGGUUUAUAAUGCCAUGAAAGGUGAUGACGUAGGAGCAGCAAAAACACUCAACCUACUCGGAAGGUCAUCGGACGUCGAGAAAGUUCUAGAAACAUAUUCCAGCAAGAGUCAAGAGUCCACCAAUUUCAAGGACUGGAUAGAAAUAUUCACAAUAAAAUCAAACAGAAUGUCUUUAUUCAUAACCUUUACUUUAGGAGCCUUACAACAGUUUAGUGGUGUGGCGGUAGUUUUGUUUUUUGCCACUUCGAUAUUCGAAUUAGCUGGAUCAUCUGUGAGGUCUGAUAUAGCAACUAUAAUAAUUGGAGUUACGAGAUUGGUCUCCAGUCUUAUCGCUCCAUUGUUCAUAGAGAGAUCUGGGAGGAAAGUGUUGCUACUGUGUUCUAUGACGGCUUGCGCAUUGAGCUUGGCUGUUCUAGGUCUUUACUUCCAUCUAGAGAGAAUAGGAAGCCAUGUGUUGGACAACAUAGGAUGGCUGCCAUUGUUCGCCCUUAUCAUAUACUUCUUUAGUUAUGAAGCUGGUUUCGGAACGAUACCGAAUGCGAUAGUAGGUGAAAUGUUCCGAGCUAACGUACGCUCAAACGGAUCAGCGAUGGCCAUUACCCUAACUUGGCUGGUUGGAUUUGCUUUAACCAGUAGUUUCGCUGCCAUGGUUGAAAACUUGGGUGGUGACGUCACAUUCUGGAUCUUCGGGGGCUCAUGCAUCGUUUCUUUCCUGUUCACCUUCUUCUGCGUACCUGAGACAAAAGGGAAGACGUUAAAAGAGAUACAGGAUAUGUUGAUGAACAUCGGCCAAUUUAUCGACGGAUACAGCGUCGGUUGGUCGGCACCCAUUAUACCAAAACUGCAAGACCCCGACCAGACGCCUUUGCCGAAGUUGAUAACAGAUCUGGAAGCCUCCUGGAUCGGUCCGUACAUCCCAAGCUACCUCUCCAACAUAAUCGGGAGGAAACCAUGUUUAUUCCUCGGGGGGUUGCUCAACCUGACCGCUCUCAUACUGAUAGUCGUCACUAGAAACGUGGCAACUGUUUACGCGAUACGAAUCAUAAGUGGCAUCGGCAUGGGAAUGGUCACCGUCAGCAAUCUCGUGUACGUCGGUGAAAUUGCAUCAACGCACAUCCGCGGUAUUCUUUUGACGUCCACUUCGAUCGUUGGUAUCACAGGUACCUUGGCGGCUUACACCGUGGGAUCUAUGGUGUCGUACGCAGGCACGGGUUAUAUCGUGUUGAUUAUCAAUAUAAUUCACAUUAUUGGGAUCUAUUUCAUACCAGAGUCACCGGUGUUCUACGCUAUAAAAGGCAAACAAAUGGAAGCCAAAAAAACUCUUCGCUUGCUAGGAAGGUUGGAUGAUUUGGACAACGUUUUCGACUCGGUUAAAGGCACCAACCCUGGUGAGGCCAACAGUUGGAAGGCGUGGGUCAAGAUCUUCACCGUGAAGGCGAACAGGAGGUCUUUAUUCAUAACCUUGAGCCUAUGCACGUUGCAGCAGACCAGUGGAGUUGCUGCUGUGCUGUUCUUCGCAACCACUAUUUUUCAAAUUGCUGGCUCCACUAUCAGACCCGAUUUGGCAACUAUUAUAAUUGGCGCGACGAGAUUAUUAGCGAGUUGUGUGGCACCGUUUGUGGUCGAGAGAGCGGGACGGAGGAUAUUGCUGCUCGUUUCAACUGCCUUUUGCGCGGUCAGUUUGUCAACUCUUGGAACAUAUUUCUACCUGUCGAGGAUAGAGAGCACGGUGAUCGCUGAAGUCGGGUGGCUACCCCUAGUCGCACUUAUCAUGUACUUCUUUUUCUAUGAAAUUGGUUUCGGCACAAUGCCCAGUGCUCUAGUGGGGGAGAUGUUCAGAGGCAACGCACGCAGUACCGGCUCAGCCGUUUCCAUGACGACCGCGUGGCUGAUCGGUUUCGGCGUAGCCACCGGUUUCGGCACCAUGGUCAAAGUUCUAGGCGGGGACGUCACGUUCGGGAUUUUCUCCGCAUCCUGCAUAGUAGCCUUUUGGUUCACGUACCAAUUCGUACCGGAGACUAAGGGGAAGAAUCUUAAUGAAAUCCAGGAAAUGUUGAUGUAUCUCGGACAGCUGAUAGUGGGGUUUUUUGGGGGAUGGCCUGGACCCAUAAUACCAAAGCUGCGUGACCCCAACGAAUCACCAAUUCCAUACAGACUGACGGAAACAGAAUUGUCUCUAGUGGCCACAAUGACUAUGCUAGGGUCUAUACCAGGUCCAUAUGCGAGUGGGUGGUUAUCAAACAGUAUAGGAAGGAAGCCAUGCAUAAUAGCAGGGGGUGUGUUAUCAGUUAUAGGCUCGGCUAUUCUGGCAGCUGCGGAAAAUUUAGCAAUGUUGUAUUGCGGGAGAUUGCUAUUAGGUUUUGCAGGGGGCAUUAUCAGUGUUAUGAUUGUCGUUUAUAUUGGCGAGAUUGCCUCGACAAGUAUAAGAGGCAUUCUUUUAACUGGAUUCGGAAUUACUAUGACGGUUGGCUCAAUAUUGUUGUUCUCCAUAGGACCAUAUCUGUCAUAUUUUCGAACAACCUCUGUGGGCUUGGCUUUGGCAAUAGCUUUUACAUUUGGUGCGAUAAUGUUACCAGAGUCUCCUACCUUUUAUAUUAUCAAAGGAAACAACGCUAAAGCAGAAGAAGUUUUACGAGAUUUAGGUAGACCGGAAGACGUAGAGAAACUAUUCGAAGCUAAAAAAGUGUUUACAGAAACUACUUAUAAGCAAGACUGGCAAGAACUGUUCAGUAUAAGAAGUAAUAGAAAAGCUUUUGUCAUAGCUGUCGUUAUAAAUGUAUUACAAAACUGCAGCGGACUUUUGGCAGUGAUUUUCUUCUCGGCAUCCAUAUUCGAAAUGGCUGGAACUACGAUAAAAUCGGACAUAUCGAUGAUAAUAAUUGUAGGUUUUCAGUUAUUGGGAAGUGUUUUAACACCUUUCCUUAUUGAGAGGACUGGGAGGAAGAGCAUUCUGUUGGUAUCUUGCGCCGCGUGCUGUAUAAGCAUGUUUAUUCUGGGGUUAUACUUUUAUUUGGUUGUCUUGGAGAACUCUGUAAUCAAUCAAUUCAAAUGGUUGCCACUCGUGGUCCUAAUUAUUUAUUUCAUCAGUUAUAACUUCGGUUACGGUAUCAUACCACAUACGAUAAUCGGUGAAAUGUUCACUCCAAACGUAAGAAGCAACGGAUCGACUCUCUCCUUGAGCAUAGCCUGGGUUUUUGGAUUCACCGUGAACACAGUCUUCGGAGUGCUGAUAGAAAGCGUUGGCGGACAUCUCGCGUUUUGGUUCUUCUCUUCUAUAUGCGCCUGCGCAUUUAUUUUCACCAUUUUCUACAUUCCCGAGACAAAGGGAAAAAGUUUGUUGGUGAUUCAAGAGCUUUUGAAUAAAUAG
Pararge aegeria (speckled wood butterfly) is the source of this 4801-nucleotide messenger RNA. RefSeq lists its product as uncharacterized. NCBI's taxonomy places the organism in Eukaryota, Metazoa, Arthropoda, Insecta, Lepidoptera, Nymphalidae. Gene Ontology annotation, cellular component: membrane. Gene Ontology annotation, biological process: transmembrane transport. The transcript has 21 exons. Gene Ontology annotation, molecular function: transmembrane transporter activity. The coding region runs from base 170 to 4801 and encodes 1543 amino acids. The record is from RefSeq and is a predicted model, not a curated record.